CUUUCACUACAGUACUUGUAUUCAAAUCACUACAUAGCCACAGAGCCUUGAUUCUUCUUUCUUCCUUGCUUUCGUAACUUAUUAUUGAAUGAAAACACAGAGCCAGAGCCAUUGCCACCGAACCCCACCAGACCCAAGCUCUUCACCGGAUCUUAGACCAGAGUUGAGAAAUAAAGAAGAACAUAAAUGAAGGAAGAAGAAGUUAACCGAUGCCAGAUUCAGGAAUGGUACCCAAAGUUCAAAUCCGUGUCUAUCAAAACCCUAAUUCAUCGGCUUCCAGAAUCCUUUGUCCACUACCUCGUCGAUGAUUCAGGGCCAUUUCUUGUUCCUGUUUCCGUCUUCAAUGAAGAUGCUCUACCCAAUAGAAUUCACAAUCCACAUGAGGAAGAAGACUAUCAGGUUUCAGAAGGAGGGUCAGAAGAUGAAUCGGAACAGCCAUCUUUACCACCACCUUCUUUCCCUGAACUGGAAUUGGAGAUUAAGGAGUCCAUCAAAGAAUUAGGAGGCGCUGUUUUCCCAAAGCUCAAUUGGAGCGCACCCAAAGAUUCGUGUUGGAUGAGUACAACUGGGACCCUCCGAUGCACCUCCUUCACUGAGAUUGCGCUCUUGCUUCGAUCCUCCGACUCCCUCACUCAUGAUCUCUGCCAUGCCUAUGAUUCCUGCACCGACAAAACUUCAUCCAGACCUCCAAGUUUCUUCCUUGCACUUCGCAAAUGGUACCCAUCUCUUCGACCGGACAUGGAAUUUCGCUGCUUUGUCAAAGGUCAGAAUUUGGUUGGGAUUUGCCAACGUGAGGUUACAACUUUCUAUCCGCCUCUGCUUGAAAACAAGUGCAAUCUUCGGGUGUUGAUCCGGAAAUUCUUUGUGGAACACGUGAAGCAUAGGUUUGAAUCUCAAGAUUACACAUUUGAUGUAUAUGUGACGAGAGAUGAGCGGGUUAAGAUAGUGGAUUUCAAUCCAUGGGGUGGAUUUACCCUGCCAUUAUUGUUUGGUUGGGAUGAAUUGGAGAAGAAAGUGACGAGUGAAGAAGAAGAAGAAGAAGAAGAAGGUGGUGUGGAGUUUAGGAUUGUGGAGAGCCAAUGUGGAGUAAGGCCAGGCUUGAAAACGGCGGUUCCAUAUGAUUACUUGGAUACGAGCCCUGGAAGUGGGUGGGAUCAAUUUCUUAGGAAUGCUGAGGGAGAGUUGCGGAAACAAACUCAAUCUUCAGAAGCAGGUGCAGGUGCUUAGAGUUACAGCUGUGGAUUUUCUUUCAUACCUCCUUCGCUAUUAACUUUUUGCUAGUUAUUUAUAAAAACCUCUUGUAUCAGAUUUUGGUGUUACCACAUGUUCUUCCCAUUUCUCUUACUACUUGUUCUUCCCAUUUAUGUGCUUCCUUUUCCUUGUCCUUUUGGCGAUCAGUUAAGAAAGAAUUUGUUCCAUUGAUAUAUAUAUAUAUAUAUAUAUAUAUAAAGAUGAUUUUUAUUUA
This is a messenger RNA of Ziziphus jujuba (common jujube), 1465 nucleotides long. RefSeq lists its product as uncharacterized. NCBI's taxonomy places the organism in Eukaryota, Viridiplantae, Streptophyta, Magnoliopsida, Rosales, Rhamnaceae. The coding region runs from base 187 to 1227 and encodes 346 amino acids. Gene Ontology annotation, cellular component: cytoplasm. The record is from RefSeq and is a predicted model, not a curated record. The transcript has 2 exons.